Purpureocillium takamizusanense is the source of this 1074-nucleotide messenger RNA. RefSeq lists its product as uncharacterized. Gene Ontology annotation, molecular function: structural constituent of ribosome; ribonuclease III activity. Gene Ontology annotation, biological process: mitochondrial translation; RNA processing. The coding region runs from base 86 to 943 and encodes 285 amino acids. The transcript has 2 exons. The record is from RefSeq and is a predicted model, not a curated record. Gene Ontology annotation, cellular component: mitochondrial large ribosomal subunit. NCBI's taxonomy places the organism in Eukaryota, Fungi, Ascomycota, Sordariomycetes, Hypocreales, Ophiocordycipitaceae.
CGACAAAAAAAUCCCAGAGCGAAACAAGCUUCACCUCUCCUCGACUCGACACGACACGUCCACCGCCCUCCUUCUCACCCUCGCCAUGGCGGCGCUCCCACCCUGCCGCGCGGGCCUCGCGCGCAGCCGCCUCGCCCUGCGCAGUCUGCACGCGUCCCCCCUCCGCACCGGCUACGCGACCACCGAAUCGACGACAUCCUUCUCCCCCUCAUCCUCCUCAUCCUUCUCCUCAUCAGCGUCUUCCUCGACAUCAACAACAAUCCCCGAGUCCUUUCAAGCAUCAUCAGGCACGAAUGCGGCGGCACCGCCGCGGUGGAGCCAGACGCCCGCGGGCAUGAAGGCGCCGGUGCAGAUGGACUUUGCGCGGUCGCCACGCAACAAGGUGUGGACCGUCAACAGCAACCCCGAGCGGCUCGACGACAUGUACGAGCGGCUGCUGGGCCCCGGCGGCAGCAAGAUGCUCCCAGAGGAGCUCAAGUGGCUGGCGGUGACGCACAAGAGUUUUGAUCAAGGGCGACGAGGGUUCAACGACCGCCUUGCGCUGAUGGGCCGCCUCACCAUCAUCAUGGAAGCCACCAAGGACAUCAUCAGCCGUCCUCCCCAUACCGCCGCCGCCGCCGCCGCCGCGGCGGACCCGCACGGCCGGGAGCCAUUCACACACGAGGCGCUCGCGGGCGUGGACAACCUCUCCGCGACGACGCCGCGCGACGCCGUCGGCAAGGAGCGGCUGCACGCGCUGGCGUCGAGCGUGGGGAUGCUCGACGUGGUGCGGUGGAAGCCCCGUCUGCCGCGGCGGCUCGAGGCCUCGGGCGUGGAGACGGUGCUCAGCAGCGCCGUCAUGGCCGUCGUGGGCGCCGUGACGCUGCAGCACGGCGCAAAGGUGGCGUCGCGGGUGGUGCGCGAGCGGAUACUCGCGCGCCUGCCGCCCCAGGAGGCCAGGUAAAAAGGUAGCUGGUGCACGAGGGGGCGUGUAAUUCUAUAUGUAUCAUCAGAGGCGGACGGCAGGUAUGUGGACGGGAUGCAUGUGGAUGGGUGGAUGGGCCGCCAGAGACGGUGUGUGUAUAAAAGCUGGAA